This is a messenger RNA of Gavialis gangeticus (Gharial), 3276 nucleotides long. RefSeq names its product forkhead box protein I1c. Gene Ontology annotation, molecular function: DNA-binding transcription factor activity, RNA polymerase II-specific; RNA polymerase II cis-regulatory region sequence-specific DNA binding. The coding region runs from base 165 to 923 and encodes 252 amino acids. NCBI's taxonomy places the organism in Eukaryota, Metazoa, Chordata, Crocodylia, Gavialidae. Gene Ontology annotation, biological process: regulation of transcription by RNA polymerase II; anatomical structure morphogenesis; cell differentiation. The transcript has 5 exons. The record is from RefSeq and is a predicted model, not a curated record.
UAGCUGCCUUUCCUAUAACCAGAUUGGAGGCAACAACAAGGGAAAAAAACCCCCAAAAACCCAAGGAAUAUCUAACAGACUGGCUGUCUGGGAUGAAAGAAUUACAAAAACAAUCUCCACCCAAGACGGAGGGAGUAUGCAUGAGCUGAGCAAGGAGCAGGAAGAUGUUUGAUAACACGCAGUACCCCUAUAACUGUUUUAAUUAUGACGGGGACGACUAUCCAACCUGUAGUUCUGAUGAAGAGAAAAAAUUCACCAGACCAGCAUACAGCUACAUUGCCUUAAUUGCAAUGGCCAUUCAGCAAAGCCCUUCAAACAAAGUGACUCUCUCUGGCAUUUAUGACUUUAUAAUGAAGAAAUUUCCUUACUACAGAUCAAAUCAAAGAGCCUGGCAGAACUCCAUCCGACAUAACUUAUCGCUUAACAGUUGUUUUGUAAAGGUUCCCAGAACAGAAGGGAAUGAGAAGGGGAAGGGAAACUAUUGGAGCUUUGCAUCAGGAUGUGAAUCCAUGCUGGAUCUUUUUGAAAAUGGGAAUUACAGGCGAAGACGGAGGAGGAGGAACAUGAAAAGAGACCACAAAGAGCAGAGAUCUAGUGGAGGAAAAGGUCCCUCUUCCCCUGAAAUGUCUUCCAUGGAUUCUGGUUUGCACUGCAUCUCCUCUCAUGAAAGUAAAUGUGAGAAAACGCAAUCUGGACCCCGACUCUUGGAACCUCAUGGGUUUGUUGCAAACAAUGCCUCCAGCCAACAGAGCCUAAGCAACUCCAACCUAGGAAAAUCGGACUCUGAAAUUAAAUUUAGCAUUGAUUACAUUCUUUCAGCCCCAGAUCCUUUGCCUGGUCUGAGAUCUCAGUAUAAUAUGCAAGAUAAUAAAUAUCACCUACUGGAGUCCCAGCAAAUUAAUCUUCAGCUCUGGACAAUGUGAUGUGAUUUCUAGCUGGCAACAGAUUCGUUAAUGCAAUCUAUACAAAAGCCUUGUGUCAUCGAGUAAUAUCAGUCUGCCUUCUUUCUUCAAGUAGUGCUCAGAAAGGGUGAUAAGUAACUUGACCAGCCUGCUGAGAUAUCUGUCCCACAAGGACUUGCCUUUCGGCGGUUAAACUCUAAUACCUAACCAAUAGCGCUGUAUAUUAUCUUGUGACACCGUGUGAAAUUCUGGUCUUAUUUUCUAAAAUAAUGCUGAUGGCAGUUUAAACUGCAAGGAUUUUCUCUUCUUGAUCACACCAAUCUAUUUUUUGUUUGCUUCUGUCAUAUGUGCUUUACUAAAGACACAUUGGACUUACUUUCUGUUAUAAGUUAGGAUUAACUCCACUAAAGCAUAUAUAUAGGCCAAAUCUGCAGCAGGUAUACAGUAGUGUGCACCUCUACUGCUUUACAUUAGCUGAUCAUCUGGUGGGUUUUUUCCCCUUAGGAACUCAUUUAAGCCCUACCUUGUUUACUAUAUUCAGUGUUAGGGCUUAGACUAUUUGAGCAAAAAGUAGCACAGAUCAGUCAUUAAAGUAUUUGGUAAGUAUGGGUUUUUAAUUGUAUUAUUAUAGAUUUUCUUUUCUUGAAGUGAAGUGCUGUUCAAAUUAAUUCCAUAUAAGUUAAUGCUGAACUCUGGUAAACUUUGACAGAUUCAAACUUUCAGAGAGGACUGUGACAGACUUGCAGUAUCUAUGGAUAAAACAAUAUUCCUGUUGUGCUAUCACAAAGUUCCUUGAGACUCUGUAGGAAAGUCCUUGCACAUAUUUCAUUUUCUUAGCAUGAAGGAAGGAUUGGCCCUGUAAAGAAUUGUAUUCAUUGACAAAAUGCGAGACAGAGUUGAGUCUCCUACUUUCCUCAAGACAAGCUGUACAUUCCUAUUAAGUAGAUUUUAUUGAUUCCUCCUGCAAGCAAUCACCAAAGUGGUACUUGAUACAAUUUCAGCAAAGCUGGUGAGAUUUAUAAUUAACGGACAUUGAUGUUAGAUCAUGAGCUCCAUUUAAAUCUAACAUAGUUGCCAUCUACGCUGUUGAUGGGUAUUUUUUUAAGUUAUGGACAAUAAAAAAACGUAUGUCCAAUGCUUAGUAACAUGUUUCUCCUAAAACAUUUUGCACAAUUAAUUGUUUGACACAGUGCACACGUUAGUACAGAUUCUACGCAAUCAGGCCCUUUACCUAACUAAAACAGUAAAAUCAGGGAUCAAGAAUUCUAGGUGAUUUAACAGACAAUUGUAUAACGUAAGAAAAAAAUUCUGUCUUUGGAACAUAAACUCUAGGUAAAUGAAGGUAUUUGAGAUGAUGAUAAGAUUAAGCAAAAUUGUGCAAAAGAUACGCUCAGGCAUGACUUGAAUUUUUAUGCAUUUUGACAUUUCACUAAGUUAUUUUACAUUGUUGCUAAUAUAUACUGUACAUUUAUACUAUAUAUUCUUAUAUAUUGUUAUGGAGAAAGGGAGCAAUAUCACUGCACUUAUAUGUUGUAAAACUGCAUGAUGGAUGUCUUCUUGGUGUUAAAAGUAUUGCCAUGUAUCUACAGCCUGCCAGCAGCAGUAUUUCUUACAGAUUGGUUAUAAAUUCUCUUUUGUUUUGAAAAAUAUGAAACUUGAAAGUCCCAGGCAUCUCCUGAGCCAGCAGAAUUUUUUUUUUUAAAUAUGGCAGGUCGUGCAGAAGUUAUAUCACAGUACAGCUUCCAAAGUUUCAAGGAUCAAUUUCUUUAUAGAGAGAUUCUGCCUUCAGAUCGGAUCUUGAAAAGUCUUAUCAAGGGGUAUUCUAUGAAAUCAUUUUAAGGCAGAAUUAGGCUCAUUAAACCAGACUCAUCCCUUGUACGCAGGUGUAAAAAAACCCAUAAAGUCAGUGGACACAUAGAUUCACAUCACUGCUCCUUAAUCUUCCUACACAGUAGUAUAUAGGUGGGCAAGGGCAUGUCUGUAUCUAGUAUCUCUAUAUAUGUAUGCACUCCGAUGUGUGGCUGUAUGUGAUCUCUAUAUUUAUACAUACAUUAAUGUAUUAAUGUGUUAUAUGCAAACCAUUUUUCUUAAUAGUUUAAAAAAGGGCGAUGCUGCUGCUUAGUUUGUAGUCAUAGUAAAUCAGCACAGUAUAUUUUAAAUAUAUUUUUUUGCAGCUAAAUGUGCGAAUGUGCUUCUUACUACAUGUUCCUUGGUGAAAUUUUUCUGCAAAGGAUAACUAAAUUACAGCCAAAGUUCAUAAUAAGCCUUGACUAAACACAAUAGUAUUGAUUUCAAUGGGGUAGGUUCAGGUCUACCACAUAAUAUUUGGGCAAAUGUUAGAAAGAGCAGAAGACAGAAAUAUGGGUAAAAAAAA